GUGAGGUUGACCACUCUACUUGACAAAAAAGAGGCCCAGCUCUUGGCCAUGAACGAACAAUGCAAGGUUCCAGUGGAUCUUGUCAUUGACAAUUCUGUUCAGGUUGAUGUGGCAGGAAGUGAAUGCAAUGCAGGCAAAUAUGGGGCUUGAAUUUCAGAGAAACAAGGAGAGGUUUGUUUUUCUGAAGUGGGGUUCCAAUGUUUUUCACAAUAUGCUCAUUGUUCCUCCUGGUUCUGGUAUUGUCCACCAGGUUUGGCAUUUAGCAAGUGACUCUGGUAAUUUUCAAGUUAAUCUUGAAUACCUUGGAUGGGUUAUUUUCUACACAAAUGGCAUUCUGUACCCUGAUAGCGUGGUUGGAAUUGAUUCCCAUACAAAUAUGAUUGCUGGCUUAGGAGUUGUUGGCUGGGGAGUUGGAGGAAUUGAAUCUGAGGCUACAAUGCUUCGCUAGGUAUUUUGAGAUAAUAAUGUAUUUUCUUUAUGAUUUUCUAUACGCUUGUGCCAAUUGUUAGUGUUUGCAGUUAUUCUUUGGUAGAUAGACAUGCAUGAAAUGGGUAGCUGUUUUUUCUUCUUUUUCCUCCAAAGGUGCAAAGAAAAUGCAGCUUCUGCU
This is a messenger RNA of Camellia sinensis, 607 nucleotides long. The record is from RefSeq and is a predicted model, not a curated record. NCBI's taxonomy places the organism in Eukaryota, Viridiplantae, Streptophyta, Magnoliopsida, Ericales, Theaceae.